AUGCGGCGCUGUGAGACAGCCGGCCGGGCUGCCCGCUGCCUUCCCGGGAGGCUAGGGCCUGGGGACGGGCGGGAUGGUGCCCUUCGUUCAGCACAGCGGCGGCUGAGCGAGCCGGGCCAGCUCCCGGCGCCGCUCCCCGUCCGGGGCUCGGGACAGCGCUGUGGCACCGGCCGGACCGCCCGGGGCUCAGGGCAGCGCUGUGGUACCGGCCGGACCGCACUGGGCUCAGGGCAGCGCUGUGGUACCGGCCGGACCGCACUGGGCUCGGGACAGCGCUGUGGCACCGGCCGGACCGCCCGGGGCUCGGGGCAGCGCUGUGGCACCGGCCGGACCGUGCUGAGCUCAGGACAGCGCUGUGGUACCGGCCGGACCGCCCGGGGCUCGGGGCAGCGCUGUGGCACCGGCCGGACCGCCCGGGGCUCAGGGCAGCGCUGUGGUACCGGCCGGACCGCACUGGGCUCAGGGCAGCGCUGUGGCACCGGCCGGACCGCACUGGGCUCAGGGCAGCGCUGUGGUACCGGCCGGACCGUGCUGAGCUCAGGGCAGCGCUGUGGUACCGGCCGGACCGCCCGGGGCUCAGGGCAGCGCUGUGGCACCGGCCGGACCGCCCGGGGCUCAGGGCAGCGCUGUGGUACCGGCCGGACCGUGCUGAGCUCAGGACAGCGCUGUGGUACCGGCCGGACCGCCCGGGGCUCAGGGCAGCGCUGUGGUACCGGCCGGACCGUGCUGAGCUCAGGGCAGCGCUGUGGUACCGGCCGGACCGCCCGGGGCUCAGGGCAGCGCUGUGGUACCGGCCGGACCGCCCGGGGCUCAGGGCAGCGCUGUGGUACCGGCCGGACCGCCCGGGGCUCAGGGCAGCGCUGUGGCACCGGCCGGACCGCCCGGGGCUCAGGGCAGCGCUGUGGUACCGGCCGGACCGUGCUGAGCUCAGGACAGCACUGUGGUACCGGCCGGACUGCCCGGGGCUCAGGGCAGCGCUGUGGUACCGGCCGGACCGCCCGGGGCUCAGGGCAGCGCUGUGGCACCGGCCGGACCGCCCGGGGCUCAGGGCAGCGCUGUGGUACCGGCCGGACGGCCCGGGGCUCAGGGCAGCGCUGUGGCACCGGCCGGACCGUGCUGAGCUCAGGACAGCGCUGUGGUACCGGCCGGACCGUGCUGAGCUCAGAGCAGCGCUGUGGCACCGGCCGGACCGUGCUGAGCUCAGGACAGCGCUGUGGCACCGGCCGGACCGCACUGGGCUCGGGGCAGCGCUGUGGUACCGGCCGGACCGCACUGGGCUCGGGGCAGCGCUGUGGCACCGGCCGGACCGCCCUCCAGUCCCGGGCUGAGCCUCCCGGCACCGGGCUCCCACCCCGUCAGGCCGGAGAGGGAGAGCAAACAGUCUUAGCUAGACCAAAGGAUGUCGCUGGGGGAAGCGACAGUCUGUUGGCUCCCCAAGGUCAUGUUCAUGUCUGA
Oenanthe melanoleuca is the source of this 1455-nucleotide messenger RNA. Its product is annotated as loricrin-like. Gene Ontology annotation, biological process: establishment of skin barrier. The record is from RefSeq and is a predicted model, not a curated record. Gene Ontology annotation, cellular component: keratohyalin granule; cornified envelope. Lineage: Eukaryota; Metazoa; Chordata; Aves; Passeriformes; Muscicapidae. Bases 1 to 1455 code for a protein of 484 amino acids. The transcript has a single exon.